This is a messenger RNA of Rhagoletis zephyria (snowberry fruit fly), 1356 nucleotides long. Lineage: Eukaryota; Metazoa; Arthropoda; Insecta; Diptera; Tephritidae. The record is from RefSeq and is a predicted model, not a curated record.
AUGCGCGAAUGCAUCUCUAUGCACGUUGGCCAAGCUGGCGUCCAGAUCGGAAACGCCUGCUGGGAGCUGUACUGCCUGGAGCACAACAUCAACUUCGAUGGCACUUUGAUGAAGAACGAGGCGGCCCAAGAAAAAAGUGAUGAUUCUUUCAGCACCUUCUUCAACGAGACGGGCACCGGGCGCUACGUGCCUCGCUCCAUCUACAUCGACCUGGAGCCGACGGUGGUGGACGAGGUGCGCAACGGGCCCUACUCCCGUCUCUUCCACCCUGAGCAGCUGAUCACCGGGAAGGAGGACGCGGCGAACAACUACGCCCGCGGUCACUACACCGUCGGCAAGGAGCUCAUCGAUCCGGUGAUCGACCGGGUGCGCAAGCUGGCCGACCAGUGCAGCGGUCUGCAGGGCUUUCUCAUCUUCCACUCUUUUGGCGGCGGCACGGGCAGCGGCUUCACCAGCCUCCUCAUGGAGCGCCUCUCGGUGGACUACGGGAAGAAGAGCAAGCUGGAGUUUGCCGUCUACCCGGCGCCUCAGGUGUCCACUGCCGUUGUCGAGCCGUACAACAGCAUCCUCACGACGCACAACACGCUAGAGCACGCCGACUGCUCCUUCAUGGUCGACAAUGAGGCCAUCUUUGACAUCUGCCGCCGCAACCUCGACGUUGAGCGUCCCAGCUACAGCAACUUGAACCGCCUCAUCAGCCAGGUUGUCUCCUCCAUAACCGCUUCGCUGCGCUUUGACGGCGCUCUCAACGUGGACCUGACUGAGUUCCAGACCAAUCUGGUCCCAUAUCCUCGCAUUCACUUUCCACUGGUCACCUAUGCGCCCAUCAUCAGUGCUGAGCGUGCCUACCACGAGCAGUUCAGCGUCUCUGAGAUUACCGCCUCCUGCUUUGAGCCGCAAAACCAGAUGGUCAAGUGCGACACUCGUCAGGGCAAGUAUAUGGCCUGCUGUCUUCUCUACCGCGGUGACGUGGUACCCAAGGACGUUAACGUGGCCAUCUCUGCCAUAAAAAACAAGCGUACAGUGAGUUUUGUCGAUUGGUGCCCGACCGGCUUCAAGAUCGGUAUCAAUUACCGACCUCCACAAGUCGUCCCCGGUGGAGAUCUUUCCAAGGUGCAGCGUGCCGUCUGCCUUCUGUCGAACACUACCGCGAUUUCAGAGGCCUGGGCUCGCCUGAACCACAAGUUUGACCUUAUGUACUCUAAGCGCUGCUUUGUCCACUGGUACGUCGGCGAGGGCAUGGAAGAGGGCGAGUUUAGCGAGGCUCGCGAAGACCUGGCCGCCCUGGAGAAAGACUACGAGGAGGUGGCUACUGAUUCGAACGAGCUGGAUGCUGCCGAUGAUGAAGAAUUUUAA